CACGAGGGUCGUCUGUGGCCCGGUUGAUCUCGGCCGUGGCCUCACGUAGCCUGAUAAGCGUGUUCUCGAUCUCCAUGUGCGAAUAGGGACAGUCCACCACCGGCGUAUGCUUGAGCAGCUCGGAGAAGAGCAAAGGGUACUUGCAUACCCGUUGAAUCGGCUGCCAACAUUAGCUUCAAUGCCCUGCAACGUCACACGCAGCACCUGGCAGCCUUACUUUGACAAGAAGGUCACCGAUGGUCAGACUCUUCUUGGAAUGAUCGCCUUGGCUGUCGAUCGAGCCCACGGAUGCAGCGAGAACUUCCAAUCCCUUUUGAUACGACUGCCACCCUGGCAUUGUCCGAUGGGCAGAUGCGACAUCUUUAAUCAUGAGUUCGUACUUUGCCCCGUACUCUUCAUAGAUAAAGAAUCGAUUCAUCUGCAAGUUUUCUCUGGUUAGCAUGCACGCUUCCUCGGAAAAUAAAACCUGGGGCGUGCCGCUUGCCUUGUUCUUGAAGAUCUUUGCAACUUCUGCCACCGUUUGGGGCUCUGCGAGCAACCCGGGCACAUCUCGCAGCCAUGCUACCCCGUCUUUGUCCUCCGGGACAGCAUCAAGGCUCCUCCAACGCUGGUGUCCACGGGCAGCUUGGUUGGCUUGGGGGGCUUGAAGCGGCACAUCGAGCUGAGAAUAUUCAGAGUGAGGGACCGCUCGAUGGAGCUCUCCUAGCAUUUCCUCGUGCAGCUCCACAAUGUCGGUCAAGUUCUGGUUGAUGGAGGAACGUACGGCGACGGGUAGUGUCGGUAAAGAUGCUAGUAUCGUGACAUAUACCUGCACAGAUAUUAGAUAUGCAAAGGUCCAUCAAGAUACACAAAUAUACCAACAUUCAUCAGGAACCUCACGUCCCCAAUAUAGCUCUCUUCGUGCCCCGAAUCCCAAGUCAUCGAACUUCUCCCUUCCAUAUCGAGACAGCAUGGUGUAUUAUUGCCAUCGCCCCCAAACAGUUCCUGACGACGCAACGCUCGUUUAUGCAACGUCUUUAUCCAUUUCUGAAACGGCUUGAUCGGUUCGGACGCCGGCGGCUGGUGUUGACAAACUCCAGCUUCAGUGGUCCCCUGGUGGAUGAAUACUUUCUUCUCUAAGUCCUGCUCUUGCACCACAGUGCCCAUGGCACCAAUGGCAUCCAUGAAAUCGAUCUUAUCCAAAGCGCACCAAUCCUUCGUUCUCUCGGCGCGCGUCUCUCCCUCGGCGUAGUCGGCCAGUCUGUCCCUGUCAGACUGUGUAAGACCAUUGAGCGUGCCAGACGGGAGUAGCGAAGAGAACGAUAUAGUAUGGAUAUCCGUGAGUGACAUUAUGCAAGGUUGAGGUCCAAGAAACAAAGAUUCAAAACUGUCUUCCAACAAGCCGGUUGGAGGGGAGGAGUCCAACACAGCGAACCAGCAGGAGGUGGCGUCUAUCGAGUCAAAUCAAAACAUGCUGCAACAGAGAGAGAGAGAGAAGAAGAAGAAGAAGAAAGAAGAGCCCCAGCAGCGUAAAAUGAUGUGUUACUGGUGUUGGAGAGACGACCGAGAUGUUUUGGCCGAGCAGGACGAAGAAGCAAGAAGGUGCAGAGAUUGAUCGGCCACCGACAUUGGAGGCGCCGGGCACGUACUGAGGUUCAUGUAUUUUGGCCAGGUGGAAGGAACAUGUGGUGGUCUAAUCUCCCCAAACGGAAACUUUGGCUUCCUACAUCCGGAUUGGGGGGUCGGGUGUUUUGAUGUUUGAGUUUGAGGUGUUUAACCCACCCAAAAUCUGUAAGUUGAGACCGAGAGGGCAGCCACGACCGUCUUCGUCAAGCCAGGGCAAGCCGAGGCGCCUCAGCAGCCUCUGGCUGCUGACGAGCACUUGCUCGAUGCAUCAAGCAACGACAGGAAAAAACAUCAGAGACAGCAGCGGCGGCGAGCUGGCAGCGAGAAUCAUGCAGCACGCGGGUCUGAUUGGAGCGCCAUCCGGACUGCCACGAUGGCCACCUCCCAGCCACGUCUCCUGUCCGAUUGGACCCGGAAGCGUUUGGGCAGCAUCAAUGACGACGCGAAAAGAUACUGGAGGCGUUGGCCGAUCACGCCGAUAUCUGCCAGAACAGGCCCUGUUCCACAAGGCUUUCUUCAGCCUAGGAAUAUCUUGAACCAAAAGAAUUACAUCGGGUCUCUGCGGCGACCUUUCCGACUUCGGAAUAUUCAACACGAAAGAGGCGGUGAUUGUAGAAGUGAUUGACUGAGACAUCUGCUCGCGGUUGGGGGCAAUGGUGGAAAGGAAAGAGAAGACGAUCUGGAAUGCACAAUUCGGCAUCUCAAUCUCGGGACGGCGUGUGGAUCAACUGCCCGCAUAUACCACGAAACCGCAUCGAAGGUGUGAAUGUUGGUGUGAGUGGAUGUUGGAUCGAUGAGACGGGACUCACGGGAGGCGAUUGCUGCCGGGGGUACCCUGCUGUACCGCCGGAACGGGACGCGCUUCCAGGGUGGUGGUGGGGAGGAGGGCGGCGCGGGGGUUCACUUGCCCAGAAGGCGCCCUGGUUGCGGUCAAUGAUUGCUACCCCGCCAAACUUGAACAUUCCAGAGCUGCAGAGCUGUGAGAUCCGCCGAACGCGUCAUUGGUGGGAGGCUGAUUUGUGUGAUGGAAGCUUCCUUAUUCUUAUUUCCAUUCCAGCAAACCACCGCCACUUGCAUUUCAGCUAUCACCAGGUAUCGCCGAACAUCAUGAGCAACCUUCAUGCGCCGACGGUUCCAUCAGGGCCUACCACUGUCCCCGUCACCAACGGCCAUGCUACACAUCUGUCCAUUCGAGAGCUCCAGCGCAAGAAGGACAACAUCGAGGCCGAACUCAGAGCACUCGGUGGCGUGCUGGACUCGGUGCGUUGUCGCACAACCUGUAUGGGCAAUGCGCUUCGCUAACCAGAAGUAUGCAGCAUGGUGUCGACAUGAACACGAGUCUCCUCACCCGCGAUGGUUUUCCCCGAGCCGAUAUUGAUGUGGCGCAAAUUCGAACCACAAGAGCACGCAUCAUCCAUCUUCGAAAUGACUGGAAAGACUUGAUGGCUUUGAUUGAGAAGCGCCUUCAUGAGCACUUUGCCAGUCUAGAGGACAAUGACGACGAUACAACAGUGAACGAUCCUACCAGUGUCAACGUUGCCCUUCCACAAGACUCGGUACCCGACACACCUGAUCCAGCCUUUGCCAAGGUUAACACAGUGGUGGAGAAUAGCCCCGCUGCAACAGCAGGACUCAAGCCUGGGGACUUGAUUCGAAACUUUGGCUAUGUCAAUAGAGAGAACCACGAUGGCCUACGGAAAGUGGCUGAGUGCGUCCAAGGCAAUGAAGGGUUUCUCGAACAAAUGGAGGAGGAGGAGGUCACGCACAGGAAUUGA
Messenger RNA from Podospora bellae-mahoneyi, 3380 nucleotides. RefSeq names its product putative 26S proteasome regulatory subunit (gene NAS2). The record is from RefSeq and is a predicted model, not a curated record. The transcript has 4 exons. Bases 2916 to 3380 code for a protein of 154 amino acids. Gene Ontology annotation, cellular component: cytoplasm; nucleus. Gene Ontology annotation, molecular function: protein binding. Lineage: Eukaryota; Fungi; Ascomycota; Sordariomycetes; Sordariales; Podosporaceae. Gene Ontology annotation, biological process: proteasome regulatory particle assembly.